UCUUCUUACACAUAAAACUAACAUGGCGGCAUGUCGUCGGUGCGUAGCUGUCUUGUCGUGUUCUGUUUAAUUUCAUUUUUGUACACAUAAAAAAAAACUUUAAAUUAACUUAAACAAUAAAAAAAACACAAAAAAAGUAAAAAUAGCAACCGAAAGUUAAACAACUUAAUAGGAAUAGAACAAUAUCCAAGACGAGAGAUAACACAAAUUCAAGCUAAAAUAAAAGAAAAAGUUAAUAAAAAAAAAGAAAUUCAAUUUAGACAAAGCAAAUAGUUGGAAGGAAAAAAGAAAAGAAGCAAAGAAAAAUAAGAGAAAAAAUAGCCCAACUGAACUAGAACCCAAAGUCUAACAAGUGAAAUGAAGUAAAAGUGUAUCACACAUCGAGUUAUCUGCAGAAACCCAAACACUUUUUUUUCUGUGUAAAAUAAAAACAAAAUUAUAUAUUUACAUAUACAUAAAAAAAGAGAGACAGAGAGCGUACAAAAAAGGAGAGAAGAAAAAGACGACGACGACGACGACGAAUACGAAUACGCAAAAAAACAACAAACGAAUGUUUCUCAAAACUCAAACGUGUUAACCACAUACAAUUGCAGCUACAGUAGCAGCACCAGCAGCAGCACUUAGUUCUUGGACAUUUUUGUUGUUGUUGUUUUUGCAUAGAACAGCGAGACAAAAAAAAAGUUCUGUAUGCAACGCAAAUUGUUUCCGUGAUAUCAUUUCGAUACGGCCACGAAUCUGAUUCCGAUUUCUGCUAACUUAAUCCACAUUAACUCGCAAAAUUGAGCAAACGACACGGGAGCUACUUAUACGGUCUUAUUCGAUCCAAACACACACACACACCGUGUGUGUGUGUACGCGCAUACAUCCUGUAAUGCAUGCAUCGAUUUCGACAUAUUUUCUAUUUUUCUUCUUGUCUCUCGCCAGCCACUGAACGUGUGUGUAUGUUUGUCGGUGUGUGCUGAUCUAAGAAAUCCACCAGAACCAAUUUACCCGAACCAACUUUGGGCAUUUAAACAUUUAAAGAGAACAAAUAGACACAAUAUUAGAGUAGAACCGAAAAAAAACCACACAUAAGAAAAUUGAGCCGUACAAGAAAUACCAAUCGCAUAUAGUUUGAGUUGAAACGGAGAAAGUGACUGCAGUGUGACACAGCAGCCGACUUUGGAUUCCGAUUGAAACAUUCAUUGUAGAAACAGCCGAUUGAAGGAGUUGCCGUAAAUCUAAACAUAUAUUUACACACACACACACACAUUUCUAGACCAAAAGACUUUUCGACAAAGUUAACUGAAUCUCUCUAUACUCACAUCAAAAGCAGAAUAUAAAAACAACAUGAAGAAUGAAUAAUAAAAAUACAACAAGUAAAAUAAAAUAAAAUGAAAUAAUAAUCAAUAGAAACUAAAAUAUCUGUUGAAGCAGAAGGAGAAAAAAAACAAAACACACAAGAAUUUAUGUACAAAAAUUGAUGUCAACUUUAGACGAACAUACACUACGAAGAGCAUUUUGAUGUUAGUUGAACUUUAGAACAUUAAAACGAAAAGCAACAACAACCAGUUAAUCGUUUGACAUAAAAAAAGAAGAAGAAGAAGUAAACCUAACAAGUGAUCCUGAAAAUACAUGUUAACACUUUUUUCCCGUUUUUGUUAUUAUUAAUUCAAUCAACGAAACAUAAACCAAGAAGAAUAAGAAGCUUGCGGUGUGGUGUGAAGACGCUGUUUAAUUGUGAAAAACGAAAAAAAAGUAUACAAACGAACAAUACAAAGCACUGGUUAGUUCCUUGAUAUUUGAUUUGAAUCGUGAUCAACACGUGUGUUGACACGGUUUUCGAUUUCUUCGGUUCCGUUAUAUUCCGUUGGAUGAACAGUGAAGACGACGACAAGUGCAGAGGAAACAGCAACCAAUUCGGUCAUCAUUUAGUCGGCGUAAUCAACGUAAAAAAUCGCGUGCGGGUCAACUAAUGCCAAGGUGAUUUUGAACUAAAUAUUAAACACACUAUUAGCUGCAUUAGAAUAAAAAAAUUUAUCGAAAUAUUUAAAACAAAGAAGAGAAAUCAAGAGAAAAAAAAGAACAAUAACACACAUCCACACGCAACACCGAACAUUUAGAAAAAAAAUUUAAACAAAGCAAAGCAAAAAACAAUUUGAGUGAACGUGUACAUUAGUUUAGUCAUAGGACAAUAAUUCUAUGAACAACCCAUCUUUGGAGUUUGAAAGAACACAAACAACAACAACAACAAAACGAAUAGUGGUAAAUUUAACUAAAUCAAGCGAUUAACAAAAACUUAAUUAAAUAUACACACGAAAAUUAAGAAAAAUAAUAACAAAAACAACACCAACAAAAAACACAACAAAAUAUCGAAACCAAAAUAUCAAAUAGCAUACGCACCCCCAGAAAAAUAUUAAGCCGAAGCAGAUCAAUCGAACAGCGAACACAAGUUGAACGGUUCAACGACAAUUCAGGCUGGUCAGAGAGAGAGAGAGAGAGAGAGAGAGAGAGAGAGAGAGAGAAAGAGCCCGUGGGGCUAAGUCUUAUGUCAGGCAUCAUUUAGUGGAUCAACACAACACAUUUAUUAGUACAAGCGAAAAAAACGCCAAAAAUAUAAAUUAUUCACACACACAUAAACACAUUAUCCGAAAUCAAUCGCAGAAAUAAUUAGUCGCCGAUUUCGACUUUUGAAUGAGGCGCCAUCAAAUGGAAUAGAAACACACCGAAGGGGAACACACAGUCAGCGAAUAGCAUUCGAUAUCACAUUGGAUUCGCCAAAAUCAUAACUGCAACCAAAUAAUCAAAAAAGAAAAAAACCAACCAACCAAUCUCAGUAAAUGAAACGAACAUAGCUUGGCUGAAUAAAGUUCUAAUCAAGAGAGAAGAAGUGAACAACCAAACAAGGAAACAAACAACAAAAUAUAUAUACAAAGAAGACACAUCCUCUUUCAUCAACCCCAUUUGUAUUAUUCCUGCGAAUAGAAAAGAACAUCAACAUUACAAUCACUGACAACUGAUGAACCGAAACAAAUCCAAAGGAAAUCAACAAAAAGGCAUUUAAAUCGAAACAUUUAUUGUGUUCUAUUUUUCAACACGUAAAACCAUUCAACAUAAUAAAAUAAAGUGCAUCAAGUGUAUUCACACAACAACAGCAACUAAAAAAUUAAAUAAACAAGUAGUAAUUCCAAUACACACUCACACCACGUGAAACCCGGGGCGGAAAUAAGAAAUCGAAUUAACAGUCAAGUGCAAAUAACCUGUCUUGCAGAAAAAUCAUUCAAGAAAACGAAUCACAGUAUAACGAAUUAGUUAAAAACAAAUUAAUAAAAAAAUUAAUUCUUUUUGUUUGUUAAAUAUUCUUGAUAUCAGUUUUUUGGGAGAAGAGAAUAGAGAAAAAAGAACACCAAGCGAAACGGGACAAAAAACAUACAACUGAAUGAAGCAUACGUUUGAGUGACGUUGAACAUUUAUAAUUGUGUUGCUGUAAGCGGUUCACUUUUUUUUCUUCUAAAAUUGAAACAGACAUUUUUGCAAUCAGCCAAAAAAACAUCCUUUUUUAUUUAAAAAAAAAACAAUUCAGCUAUAACGAAACACCCAACUACUUCGUAUGAAGUGAAGAAAUAUUGUUUAUUUUUCGGUUCUGAAAUUAAUCUCAAAUUAAGUACAAAUUGAUAAGCCGAUGCGCUUUAGAGCAAGAUAAAAGAGAACAAGUAGCGAGAAACAUAAGAAAAAAACACACAAAGUAAUACAACUGCAAUACUUUCAUACUUCAAGUGCUUUUCUAAUAAAUUAAAAAAAGAAACAACCAGGAAACUAAACGGUAAUUAAUCCAAGAAGGACAAAAGACAUUUUUUGUGUGGUUAAGAAGACUAGAAACGGAUUGCGAUAUUUUUAAAAAAAAGCGUAAAGUUAUUUGAAUUAAAGCAGUAACAAAACAAAGAACUUUAACUACAGAAAAACAAACAAACAGUGAUUGAAAGAGUGUGUGAACAAAGUUUGGAGGAUUGCACGCGCAACAGGACUCUUGGCCAACAACCAAGGCAAAGCCCAAGAGAAGAAAAUAUCACGAGCGCUGCAAGAAAAACCUCCCGAAUAAAAGUUCAUAUUUAUUUCAAAAGCGACAAUUUGAAGGUUUAACAUCGCUCUUCAAAUAAAAACAAAAACAAAAACAAAAACAAAAAAAAACAUUUAUAAGAAUUAACAGCUUAAACUAAAAAAAAAAUAAAAAAAUACAAAAAAAACAACAAAAAAUAAUAAUAAAUAAUAAUAAAGGAGACAACAAUACUGUGAUACAAGAAUAAAAAAUAUAUUAUAUUAUGAUUAUUAUAUAUAUAUAUACAUAUUCAAUAAAGUAUUCAAAUUAUUAGCGAAACGGAGGGAGACGCGGAUAAUAGAAAAAGACAUACACACACAACAGAUCACAACAACAACUAAACCUAAAUUAUUCUAAGAUUAAAAUCGAUUAACUAAGUUUUUAAUGAAUAUUUAAAAGCCAGUGUAUAAAACAACAACAACAACAACAUCAAAAAUCAUUGCAUUGCAUAGCAAAAAAUCAUCAGAAUAAGGAGAAGAAGAAAUAAUAAAAUUUAAAAACAAAAUAAAUGAAUAGUCGUUGUGCUGCUGAUUAAAAACAACAACAACAACAAACAACAGUAAGGGAACUAAACGCGCACAAAGUAAAUUUGUGGCUAAGCCGCGGAGAUACCAACCAUCCAUUCUCCCCGCACGGGAAGAACAACAUUUGUUCUCAUCUUUCCCGCAAAACCUCCCAACACAACUACCAUCAUCAUCAUUAUCAUCACCGCCACCACCACCACCACCACCAACACCACAACAUAUAUUUCAAAACCACUACCAACAACCAGUUACUCCGAUUCUCUUUUUUUUUGGAAGAAACAACAAGUGCACGUAAAUUCAUACAAUAAUCUGUCUAAUGAAGUGAAUUUAAUCUAUUUAAAACGGAAAAGGGAAACAAAGAAGCAAGCAAACAAAAGAAAUUUAUAACGAAAUAUUUGCCUAAAAAAAUCGUCAAAAGCGACAUUGCAAUAAUUUUUAAAAAAAUAAAUAAAAGUAGAGGUAGCAAAAAAAAACAAGUGACGUGAAAAAUAUACCAUUGAUUUUCUGUGAAAGAAAUAAAAAAAAAAUUGAAUUAUUUAUACAACUUAAAGCUAAAACAAAUUAAAAAAAGAUAAACAAUAUAUACAUAUAAAAAAUUUACCAUAAGUUUGAAUGUGCGAAAGAAGGAGUUACUUUUAAAUUAAAGUGAAUAGAAUAGAAAGUAAUCUGAAACGAAAAGACUAAAAGCAAAACAAAACAAAACAUUAACAACAAAAACAACAACAAAAUAAUAAUUUUAGACACGAUUUUUGAUUUUAAAAGACUUUUUUUUAGUUAAUUAGUUGAAAGUAAAGAAAACAAAUACGAAAGUAAAGAAAAAUCGAUCACUGAGCAUACACACAAUUUUUCGUUGCAAACGUAAUUGUGAGAAGAGACCUGUUGUCGAGAUUUGUGUUUCUCAAUCAUUUGAACAUCACGGAAGUAAUUUUCCGCUGAACAUAUUCCUGAUCACCAAUCCGCACACACACCCCAACUGCGCCACACGACAGACCAUUUCGACGCGCACUAUGUCCAACAAUUUUAUGGGUGUUGGCGGAAAUUCAGCCCUAUCGAAGAGUUCAACUGAUGGCAUACUGAAUCUGUUGCAAUUGAGUUUGCUGGGCAACAAUGCCGGGGUGAAUGUGAACGCAUCGGCUGUUCCAACGUCAACCAUCACCUCGCUUAACAGCGGCAUUGUACCAAACAGCAACAACAUCAUGACAGCCAAGGCAAAUUUCUAUCCGCAAAAUGUGGUACCCAAUCUGAGCGGACUCGGCGGUGUUGGCAACAUGCAACAAUCAAUUAUAUCACAAUCGCAGCAAAUCAAUUCAGCUCAGCCCAUAGUUAAAACUGGUCGACCAAUUGUGAAUACCGCCAAUUUGGCUGCGAACAAUGCACAACAACACCAGCAAAAACGCAUUGAACGUGCUCAUACUAUUGCAAAUGUUCGCGAAAUGAAUGGAAUGUCUGAUCAAUCAAUUGGGAAUACAUUCCAUAUGCCAUCGUAUAUCCGUGGCACAUCGUACAACGGAGCUAUAUCCAAAGAGGAGGACAGCGAAACAACAACAAUGCAAUCCGAUUCGAUGAUAAAUGAAUUCAAGAAUGCGCUGCGUAUCAUUUCGUCCGAUGUGAACAAUUGCGCCAAGCAGCAGCAACAUCGCAACAACACUGGUGAUAACGGUUCGUUCUCCGAAUUUGGUGAAUUCGUUGCACGCGACAACUAUUUCAAUGCGUCGUCAAACAAUACGAUGAACAAUUCGGCAAAUAAUUUUCCCAUUGGCACGUUUUCAAUUGAACAAGCAACGCAACCAGCUGCCAAUCAAACGUUUCCACAAACCGAUUACUUCAAUCCGGCUACAGCUUCGCAGCUGAUGAGCAAUGGCAUCAAUGGGACAACCGCAACACAUUCGUUCCCAAGUACUAAUGCGCAUAAUAAUAACAACUCCAACAGCACUACAACCAACAACAACAACGGGUCAGGCGAUGGAAAUCAAGCAACUCGUGAAACAGGCAUCAUUGAAAAGCUAUUGCAGCACUCGUAUGGAUUCAUUCAAUGCUGUGAACGCCAAGCGCGUUUGUUUUUUCACUUUUCUCAGUUCAGUGGCAACAUUGAACAUUUGAAAAUUGGCGAUCCAGUUGAAUUCGAAAUGACCUAUGAUCGUCGUACGGGUAAACCGAUUGCUAGUCAAGUGACAAAAAUUGCACCGGAAGUGGUUUUAUCGGAGGAACGUGUCACCGGUACGGUUACAACGGAAAUUAAACAGGAUGGCAGCGCAAGUGAAACGACCACAGGUCGUAUUAGCUACGAGAAUCGCGGUGAAUGCUUCUUUUUGCCCUAUACCAAGGACGAUGUGGAGGGCAAUGUUGUGUUGAGCUCGGGAGAUAAAGUCAGUUUUCAAAUUGCAACGAAUCAACGGGGUAAUUUGGGCGCAUGUCACAUUCGUCUGGAGAACCCAGUGCAUCCGGUCAAGUAUCGCGGUGUUGUCUGUUCAAUGAAAGAAUCAUUUGGAUUUAUUGAACGAGCCGAUGUGGUGAAAGAGAUCUUUUUCCAUUUCUCGGAAGCUGAGGGUACCGUUGAACUGCGCCCAGGCGAUGACGUUGAAUUCAUCAUUCAAACAAGAAACGGCAAAGAAGUGGCAUGUAACAUCAGUCGUUUGCCGCCAGGCUCAGUCGUCUUUGAAGACAUCGGAACACUACAGUACAAGGGGCAGGUGUUGAAACCACUGGAACGCGCAAAUCCGGUACGUCAUAAUAACGACCCGUUGCCAGGACGCAUUCGCUACCGUGCAACUGAUCACUCCGAAGUCGAAGUUCCAUUCGGUGACAAAGAUCAGAAGGGCGAUUUCACACUUCGCCAUGGUGAUUGGGUUCAAUUCCUAUUGGCUACCGAUCGUCGUGAUCAAUUGCAACGAGCUACUUCAAUUUCCUUGCUAGAGGAAACGUUCGAAUUGUCGGGUGAACGACGUGAACAGGGCAUGGUUGCAUCGCUCAAAGAUGGUUUCGGAUUCUUGCGAUGUGUCGAUCGAAAUGUUCGCCUAUUCUUUCACUUUACAGAAGUUUUAGAUACGACACGAGAAAUUCGCGUUGGGGAUGAGGUUGAAUUUACAGCGAUUCAAGAACCUGGUUCGAGUUUCGCUAACAAUAGGUUAAGUGCCAUUAGAAUAAAACACUUGCCUCCAGGAAAAGUUCAAUUCGAGACUCUGAUGGAAACAAAUAUUGAAGGUACGGUGACACGUGAAGCACCGAGAAGCCCAGUGAAGUCUCAAGAACGAAUGGAAGGCGGUGUAAUAACGUAUACACAAGCCAAUACUAAGAAGACUAUAAUGUAUUUCCUAAAAGACUGCGAAAAACCACCAAGAGUUGGCGAUAAUGUUCGAUUUGAUAUUUGCCAAGUUAAACGAAACAAAGAGUUAAUAGCUGUGAAUAUAGUCGAUGUUCUGUGUAUUCAACAUCAAAUGCAGCAUUCACCAUCGGAUACGGGCAAUGGCGUUCCGACUGCAAAUGCCGGUAAUAAUGCAGAUAGUGCACGCGUAACCGUUGCAUUGACUCGCAAUUUGAAUGGCAAAGCAACGACUGUGACGGACACAUUCAACGAUGCAAACGGUGGUGCAACUAAUUCGACCAAAUAUCAAGGCUUUGUGGCCGUAUUGAAAGAGAAUUUCGGUUUCAUCGAAACCAUUCAGCAUGAUGAGGAGGUGUUCUUUCAUUUCAGCAAUUUCAUUGGCAAUCCGAGCAAUUUGGAACUGGGCCAAGAAGUUGAAUACACAUUGUCAAAGCGUAACGGCAGCAAUUCUGGCAAUUGUUUACCCGCUGAAAAUGUUAAAAUCCUAACACGUGGCUCCAUUCCACAGCCAAAAGUGCUGGACUCGGCAUACAAUGGCAUUGUAACGCGUCCAUUGCGUUGCAUCAAUCCGGAUCAAGAGGAGUACUCUGGUUUGAUUCAAUUGAUCAAUGAUGCCGGCGAAUCGGUGUCAUCGCAUGAAUUCGGUAUCACCAGUUUGAUCAACAAGCGAGAUUUGUUGCAAAAAGAUGAUCCCGUGGUGUUCAAAGUGGACGAAGCAAGCCGAGCGGUGGAUGUGACAGCUGUACGAAAAAAGAAACGGGCGAUCGUCGAUUCGAUAAAAGGCCAAUUUGGAUUUUUGAAUUUUGAAGUUGACGAAGGCAAAAAGCUCUUCUUUCAUAUGUCCGAAGUACAUGGCAAUCAUAACAAUUUGUAUCCCGGCGAUUCGGUUGAAUUUUCCGUUGUUACCAAUCAGCGAAAUGGCAAAUCAUCCGCUUGCAAUGUCGUGAAAAUAUCCGAAAAUGUAGCACCGCGUCCGGAUCGUCUGCUCUCUCGUCUCAAAUUGAAUAAUUCAAUUGAUGAAAGCGUGCCUCGCCUCAUUGUGAUUCGAUCACCAAAAGGACCCGAAGGAAAAGGUUUCUCAAGUGCUUACAGACAACCACGAUUAGUCGGUGUUUUUGCGGAGUAAAUUUAAGUAAAAAAACAAACAAAACAAAAAUGAAAAAGAACAGAAGAGAAGAGGAGAGAUGUUUAAAUAGUACACACAACAGAAUAUAUUACAAAUAAAACUAAUAUAGUUAUUUUCUCGAUUGUUUUGUUUCUUUUUAUUUUUGGUUUCACUGAGAAUGAACAAUCAAACAUUAUAGAGAUGAAAUAUGAAAAUGAAACAGUCGAUCGAAAUGUCUAAAACAAACACACAAACCAAAUACACAAUCUCCAUACGCCAUUAAAAUUAUAUACAAUAAAAACUAAUUGACAGCGUUCAAUAAUGAAAUUAUUGCAUAAAUUCGAACAAAAAAAUUCCAAGGUAAAAAAGUUGAAAUGAAAAAAAAACUGAAAUUCAAUGUAAAAUCACAAUAAAUGGAUGUACAACAAA
This is a messenger RNA of Sitodiplosis mosellana (orange wheat blossom midge), 9455 nucleotides long. RefSeq names its product cold shock domain-containing protein E1 (gene Unr). NCBI's taxonomy places the organism in Eukaryota, Metazoa, Arthropoda, Insecta, Diptera, Cecidomyiidae. Gene Ontology annotation, molecular function: nucleic acid binding. The transcript is spliced from 15 exons. The coding region runs from base 5607 to 9047 and encodes 1146 amino acids. The record is from RefSeq and is a predicted model, not a curated record.